AUGAUUGCCAAGUCUGUUCUCGCAAUUACUGCCCUUGCUGGCGCUGCUUAUGCUGCCACCGGCGAAACUGUCACUGCCUCCGGCCUGGCUGUUACUACCAUCAACGAUGAGGAUGGUAUUGGUGCUGGUGUCGACUCCUACACUUUUUACCAGGGCGAUGGUACUACCGCCGAUGGUUGGCCGUCUACUGAUGACUGGGUUUCCUUCAGUGAAAUGUUCGAAGCCAACACCGCAUCCAUGCUCGUCGGCUGCGCUCAGUACGGUGUCACCGAUGACUCCACCGACGAAAUCGACAACAUCCAAACCGCCAUCGAAGCCAUCGCCGCCGAAACCUACGUCGACCACCGUUUUAUCCUAGCCAUUAUCAUGCAGGAAUCUACCGGAUGCGUUCGCGCACCCAGCUCAAUCGGUUCCGUGACCAAUCCCGGUCUCAUGCAAGACCACGACGGAGCCUCCACCUGCAACGAUGGAAGUACCGUUCAGAGUCCUUGCCCCGAGAGCGAGAUUGAGGGUAUGAUCAGUGAAGGAACUGCCGGAACAGAGACCGGUGAUGGCCUCGCAAACUGCCUCAACGAGGCCAAUGCCACUGGUGCUGAAGCUUUCUACCGUGCCGCUCGUAUCUACAACUCCGGCUCUGUCGAUGCUUCUGGUGACCUUGGUGUUGGUGUUGGUACUCCUUGCUACGCAAGUGACAUUGCCAACCGUCUCACUGGCUGGGUUAGCGCUGCCAGCAGCUGCACCCUUUAA
This is a messenger RNA of Talaromyces amestolkiae, 747 nucleotides long. RefSeq lists its product as uncharacterized. NCBI's taxonomy places the organism in Eukaryota, Fungi, Ascomycota, Eurotiomycetes, Eurotiales, Trichocomaceae. The transcript has 4 exons. The record is from RefSeq and is a predicted model, not a curated record. The coding region runs from base 1 to 747 and encodes 248 amino acids.